AUGGAUAUUCGAGAGCCGGACGGUCCGCCUUGGACGCCACAAUUUCAGUCAGACGCGGAAUAUGAAUAUUUUCCUCAGCAGGUCUCUCAGAUCCCCUUUGACUUAAGAAACAGUGGUUCAGCGCUGAAGCAGGUUUUCCUUGAGCCACAGCGUAGCUUCAAUGUAUCACUGCCACCACCCCCACCUCCGAAAAGGCCUCCUUCUCCUAGUGUUCUCGCAAACUUCACUCCGUUCAGCAAAGAAGUCCCACUUCCCAUAUUCUGCAAACCAAUGGACCCGCAAUCGAUUGCGAACAGAUCUGCAGAAGCGCGAAUAGUCGGUCAAUACCUCGAAUCGACCUGCUAUGGCGUAUUCACAGGCUCAUGUGCCUUCGAGAUUGCCCCUAGAUUGCAUUUACCCCCGGGUCUGGAAUGGCCGCCAUGUCAACUUCAUUCGUUCGUCGAAAUCCUCUUGUACCGCACUCAGUUGCUACCCACAGUCACCAAUACUGCGUUGUAUCUGAUCAGCAGAAUACGCGACCCGUCCCUCCGCGGCAAGCUGCAAGGAACCUUGGGUGCUCCGAGCAUACACAUAGUAUUUCUGAUCGCCAUGACGUUAGCGUCCAAAUUGAUCCAGGACGACCCGUAUUCGAACAAAAGCUGGAUACAGGCGUCAGGCAUUCAAAUCAAAGUUGUGGAGUUCAACGCUUUAGAACGACGGAUGUGCGAGCUUCUCGAUUACAAGUUGACGAUACACAGUCGUUACCUGCAAAACAUCGAGAUGGAAUUGGGGACCUACAAAAAGCAAAGCGGUCCCCCGACCUCCCGCGUGGGCGUGCACUGUCUUUUCAACCCGAGCGUGUCGGAACAACAUCAUCUGUGUCCUAUCGUAUCUGAUUCUCGUUCGAUGGCGCCUUAUGCCGCGGGUUUUCAAAGCACGCAUAAUCAGGCCAACCGCAACGCCCAGCAUCCUGCGUCUGCUCCCCUGUCUAAAGUCCAUGAUACUGCGGCUGCAGCGCGCCGGCAUCGCGCUCGUUCUCGUCACCCUUCUCCUGCGGAUCCAAUGUCGCUCGCGUAUGCCCCAACGUUUGCUGUAGACUCGCAUAGUCAGCCGGAUCCACGAAACCUCCUUGCUCCUGCUCAUGCAUCGACGGCUUCCAACCAGUCCCGCUCCGGGUACUGGGCUGCUGUACGGUCCCAUACCGCGCCGCCGUUUGCUGCACCUCCCGCCGUCCAUCCCCAGCCGCGCACCCAGCCAAGCGUGAACUCCUCUCUACCCUACCAUUCAGCCACAUUGGGUAUGCGCACCAUCAAUAGGCGAUGCAUCUACGGGACACCGUCGCUGGGGCCACCGGCUGCUCGACCAACUGCGAUAGUCGAGGCCUCCUCGAGGCAGGCAUACGUCGACCCGGCACCUCCACCGUCUGAUGCAUCCGCAACUGGCAGCGCCCGCUUCCACGGGCUGGCCCCGCGGAGUGGUGAUCAGCUGCAGUAUCUCAAUGACCGCCAAGGCCGGCCCUUGACCCCAUUCAUUAACAUGACGAUUUACGAUCCUCGACUUUAUUACAGGGAACAAUAUACGCUGGGUAAAUUCAAUACAAGUUGGAGAUACAAAAAGGAGGUCUUCCAAUUCUGUGGCGUCGUCUUCAUUGCUCAUCUCGAGGGUUCCGCGGAGGUCGAGGAGGCAGAACAUGGUAACAAGAGGAAAUCGUUGAUUCAGACCGUGGGCUACCCGCCGGCUAUGCCGCGUAUAAGCCCAAAUGGCCACUAG
This is a messenger RNA of Postia placenta MAD-698-R-SB12, 1749 nucleotides long. RefSeq lists its product as hypothetical. NCBI's taxonomy places the organism in Eukaryota, Fungi, Basidiomycota, Agaricomycetes, Polyporales, Adustoporiaceae. The transcript has 8 exons. Gene Ontology annotation, biological process: regulation of cyclin-dependent protein serine/threonine kinase activity. The record is from RefSeq and is a predicted model, not a curated record. Gene Ontology annotation, molecular function: cyclin-dependent protein serine/threonine kinase regulator activity; protein kinase binding. The coding region runs from base 1 to 1749 and encodes 582 amino acids. Gene Ontology annotation, cellular component: nucleus; cyclin-dependent protein kinase holoenzyme complex.